AUGAAAAAGAUGACACCAACGAAGACAUCACUCGUCACCGCAGAUGACACCGAAGACGAAGACAUACAACAGCCACGGAUUUAUGCGAAGAACUCUUUCGAUCGUUUCGGUGAUGACUUGUUUGGACUCUUACUGUCGUACCUCUCGCUGUACGAGAGCUUUGUCUGCGAAUGUGUGUCCAAACAGUUCCAGAGAACUGUCUUCGAGAGUGUUGUCGACAUAACUAUACACGACAUGACCUUUUGGUAUGAGAAGAGAUCGCGGACUGACAUCAAUUACAUGCAAAUGUUGGCCACAAUCGGCCGCAAGUGUUCACACAUUCAUACCAUUGACUGCCGAAGAAUAAGCAACACAUUUACGAAGCAAUUGCCGGAAGUGUUGCCCAUCUUUCGAGACAAUUGUCCGCAUUUACGGCACAUUUACUGCGAUUUUGAUGAAAAUACGGAUCAAUUGAUGCCAGAGUUCGGACAACUGGUCACAAGAAUUGGUUUUAUUAGUAAUCCUUUGAUCGAUAAUCAACGGCUCUCUCAUUGCCACCGAUUGUCUCGACUCCGGAUUCACAGCAUUUCCGAAAUCUUUGACGACACGACAGGAGAACUGUUGGCCAAGAAUUUACAGCGAUUUGAAUUUUCUUACAAUAGUUUUGAUGAUAAACACUUGUUGUCUGCAUUCGUGGCACAGAAUCAGUCCCUAAGAAGUGUUAAACUCAUUGUUUAUAACUAUGAAUCUCACGAGAGUUUGACCGAAUUGGCCGAACAGUUGUCACGAUUACCACAAUUAAGGGAUUUGACACUCGAUUUAAUGCUAAACUACGGACAGAACUCAUUGGACGUGUUUUUGCGGGCAAUCGGCCAGAAGUGCCCGCAAUUGAAACGAUUGAGACUGAAAUUGAAGGCGAAGAAUACUAUUCGACUUUAUCAUCAUUCAAUCGAUUCGUUGGGAUGUUAUCGCAGAUUAAAACGUAUGGAUUUAAUCAUUACUUCAAUGAUCGAUGAGCUAUUUCUGGAUCCGUUGAAACUCUGCCACCGAUUAACACAUCUAUCGCUCAAUUCGAGUCAAAUUGAUGACAAUUUGUUUGUCAAUUGUGACAAACAUUGGCCACGACUUCAAUGCUUAUCAAUUCAAAGGACUGAUAUCACAAGCAAUGGUUUGGAUCACAUCUCAAGACUACCAGCGCUGCAGACACUUGUGUUUGACUUUUCACUACUAUUCAGUCGUUUUGUGGUAAAUCCUAUGCAUAUUACCAAUCAUUUAAUAGAUAAUGUUUGCGAAGACCUGUUGGCCAGAAGUGCUAAACUGAAGACCAUUGAAAUCCGCAGAUCCGGUGACUCAAUGUUUUAUUGCCGUAAAAGUGGUACAAAUAUUUGA
This is a messenger RNA of Medioppia subpectinata, 1368 nucleotides long. The record is from the annotation of a GenBank genome assembly. Lineage: Eukaryota; Metazoa; Arthropoda; Arachnida; Sarcoptiformes; Oppiidae.